CGCUGGGCGUGGGGCCUCUGUGGUGGUCCUGAUGUGCCCCAUGCCGCAUUGUCUGUAUCUACAGUCAACACAGAGAGCCGCGGCGUGGGGAUCAAGCAGAGUCAGCUCUCUGUGAGCUCCCACAUUGUGCAAGAGGAUGAAUUAUUGAAAGCUGUGAGAAGCAACGAACCAUUGCGUCUAACGUUCACUCUUCACUUGACCGAGAGUACAUCCGUCGAGUGGGAGACCGUAGCAUGGCGCCGCUGUCUAUACAUUCGCGUACCAAGCUGCCUUCUGCCCGAAGGAUCAAAAGAGGGCUUUGUCUCUCUCCUAGAAUACGCCGAGGAAACACUGCGCUGCACCAAUAUCAUUGUCUGCCUUCGCAAAGAUAGAUCGGACCGAGCAAUGCUGGUUCGUACCUUCAUGUUCUUGGGUUUCACGGUCCUGCCGCCAACUCAUGCCUUGGUACCGCCAGGCAGUGACGCUGGCAAUCUCUACAUGCUCUAUGCCAUCGAGUAAUCGGCAAGCGGUUCUGCCUCUCUCAAAUUUAACGCGCAGGUACUACCAUAUUAUCAGGUCUAAGGUAAAAAUUUGAAAAGAGGGACAAUUGGACAAUUCUGGGAAACGGCAUAUAUUUUUCUUUUAUAUUUUAAGUUUUAUUAUGUAUAUAUAAUUUGCGUUCUCUUAUUUGUUGCAAAUUGAGAGAGUCGUAAAUUUCGAAAAGAAUUUAUGAAACGAUUAUAUCAAGUGCAGAAAAACCUCGGCGUUAAAUUGAAGAGGCUUGAGAAAACAAAAAAAAAAUUAUAGUCGCGAAUACGUAGAACGCGUACAUAAAAGGCUUUCAAUGGGUAUAUCGAUUCAUUCUCUUGAACACAAUGUUAAUAACUCUUAUAAGAGCAUAUAAACUGCUGACAAAGCUUCCCACGUGAAAGAAUUUGACGGAAUCUGUAGUCGUAUUGAACAACUGAACACGGCGACCAACUGUCAAAUUUUAGAGAAAAUUUAUUAUCGAUAUAUCUCAAUGUUAAUUGUGGCAGAUUGGGUAUCACCGCGUUUUUCUCCGUAAUACAUGUAUAAGUACAUUUGCUUAUUUUUAAGUAUUAUCAAUAUGUAUAAUCUAGACAUUCUAGACUUUAAUAUCUGUUAUGUAAGUACCAGUAAAAUUUAAUAAGUUAUGAUCGUUUCUGUCAUCUAAAAACGACAUCAUUUGUAAACUUAAUUGACUGAUAUUCUUUACGAAAUGUGCAAUUAUCUUUCUAUUAUACUAGUUUUGUGAAUAAUUCAUGUUUCCGUUCAUGAAGUACAAAGAAAUUGCGUCAAACAUCAAGUAAAAAUAGAACAAAAUUUUCGUGUCCGAGUUUGAUUUUUCGUAGAAUCUGAACCUUUGUAAAAAGAUUUUUCCAACAAAAUGUAUUUUAAUAAAUUGAUUACUAAUUAACUGAAGACUGUGCUUGCUACAUCAGUAGCAGCACAGAUUUGCAAAUUUGACACUAUGUAUCAAAAACAUCAUGAUUAUUAUAACGCUGAUAAUCGGACACGAGGAAUAAAAACAUUUCGCACACAUAUUUUCCUCAAAGAAUUUAAAAUUGAAAGGUACUGAAUCAUUAUAAAUCUUAUUUAUCGUUAUGUAUAAGCACUAUAUCUUAUUUUUUUUUAUAGUACAUUCUUAGGUGAUAGUAUAUCUAAGUAAUAGUAUAUUUGGUAAUUCCCAAUCAGUUAACAUUGAAGAGAUCUUGCUAAUAAAUGCGUUCUUUAGUGUUGACUUGAUAACAGACAACGUGAAAAAAAUAUAAAAAUGCAAAAAAAAAAUGAAAAAUGUAUCAGAAAAAAAAAACAAAAAAAUGUUAAUAGCUUAUUAGGAAUAUAGAUAAAGAUAAGUACAGAGUGACGGACUAUUGUAUGUUAACUUCACGCAAAUAAUUAUCGAUUUGCCUCAAGUUUUUAAAUUGAACAAUUCCGUGCAUUUUAUCCCGUCAGUUAGUAUUAUAUAUUCGUACCUCUGACCAUACAUAUGAACACAUACACACGUCCGCACAUACACACACAUGACACACACAUACACAAAAGUGAAUAUGUAUGCUACGUUUCUUAUUCAUACAUGAAAACAUAUAAUUGCUAAAUAAACAUUUAAUAAAACUCA
This is a messenger RNA of Wasmannia auropunctata (little fire ant), 2119 nucleotides long. RefSeq names its product ornithine decarboxylase antizyme 1 (gene Oda). Lineage: Eukaryota; Metazoa; Arthropoda; Insecta; Hymenoptera; Formicidae. Gene Ontology annotation, molecular function: ornithine decarboxylase inhibitor activity. Gene Ontology annotation, biological process: positive regulation of protein catabolic process. The transcript has 4 exons. The record is from RefSeq and is a predicted model, not a curated record. Gene Ontology annotation, cellular component: cytoplasm; nucleus. The annotation marks the transcript as partial.